Molecule: messenger RNA, 362 nt
Organism: Owenia fusiformis
Lineage: Eukaryota; Metazoa; Annelida; Polychaeta; Sabellida; Oweniidae
Source: the annotation of a GenBank genome assembly
CAUACAUCCAAAAUGGCGACUGCGAUGUAUUUGGAACACUAUUUGGACAGUCUUGAAAGUCUGCCAGCUGAUCUACAGAGAAACUUCACAUUAAUGAGGGACUUGGACCAACGAAAUCAGGAUGUAUUGAGAGAGAUCAAAACACUCUCAGAUGAAUACUUAGAAAAUGUCCGGAAUCUUCCACCUGAUAAACGUACUUCAUCACACGACAGCAUAGAAAAACUAUAUGUCAAAAGUAAAGAAUAUGGAGAUGACAAAGUUAAUUUAGCAAAUCAAACUUAUGAAAUGGUAGAUAAGCACAUACGAAGGUUGGACUCAGAUUUAGCCAGAUUUGAAGCAGAAUUAAAAGAAAAAACACUAUC